GACCAAGACCGACAAAUGCCAAGACAUCGCGCUGUUCAGGAACAAAUAUGCUCCGGUUGAAAGCCAAGACCUCUCCAAAAAGGGCUUGGCCAGCAAUGGUGCAACCGCAUGGCUUCUUAUAAGUGUGCGGGCAGGCCGGUCGCUUGUUAAUGACCAUCUCUCUCUAUACAGCCUGUAUGGCAACAUCUGCAACAACUGCCGACCACAUGUCAUUCGAUUUAGAAGAGCACAUCAAGAGACCAGACCCCGUUCACUGCUGUCUGGCCCAGCAGGCACGCUCUAGCUUCACUCACAUCAUCGAGAAGCACGAUGCACCGCAAUUUCGUGAACGGUGCGACUCAGCAACGCUCGUCAAUGCGCAUUUCCUGGACGAUACCACGCAAAUCGAAACACUGGUUACGAGUCUACUCAUUGCGCCGGCACUUGCGAUAGCGGCCCUUAUUUAUAUGGUCUUUGUUCUACCAGUUCUAUGGCUUGCAGUGUUCAUCUGUCGGCAAGACCUGGACAUCGGUGUCAGACCGCUUGAGAUAAUUUGGCGGAAAGCGGCAGCGGCUGAGCCUGCGAGGGAAACGGUUCUAAGUGGCUCAUUGAUGCUCUUCAGCCUGGCUAGUCCAUUGAUGGCGAUACUGCUUGCCAUUGGAGCGAUGCUCGCGGCAUUGCAAAUCAUCUAUUCGCUGAUCUUGGCAGAGCAAACAGAUUCAGUCUUGCUCAAAUAUGUUGCGAAUUGCUGGCGUUCUUGGGCGAGGAUGUUUGUAAACGAUAAGUUUGAUGGGAAAGGAGAAGACCCCGUUGCCAUGUACCAGGUCUAGCAACGUUGAUUUCUUGUUGUAGCGUUGCGAUAGCGUAUUGCCAAGUUGUCGUGCCAUGGCUAUCAUCAAGUAACAAAGUUCUCUUCGCUGUCGACAUACUGCUUU
Protomyces lactucae-debilis is the source of this 914-nucleotide messenger RNA. RefSeq lists its product as uncharacterized. Bases 150 to 809 code for a protein of 219 amino acids. The record is from RefSeq and is a predicted model, not a curated record. The transcript has a single exon. NCBI's taxonomy places the organism in Eukaryota, Fungi, Ascomycota, Taphrinomycetes, Taphrinales, Protomycetaceae.